Trichogramma pretiosum is the source of this 1173-nucleotide messenger RNA. Its product is annotated as zinc finger protein 12-like. The transcript is spliced from 6 exons. Gene Ontology annotation, biological process: regulation of transcription by RNA polymerase II. The record is from RefSeq and is a predicted model, not a curated record. Bases 1 to 1173 code for a protein of 390 amino acids. Gene Ontology annotation, molecular function: DNA-binding transcription factor activity, RNA polymerase II-specific; RNA polymerase II transcription regulatory region sequence-specific DNA binding. Lineage: Eukaryota; Metazoa; Arthropoda; Insecta; Hymenoptera; Trichogrammatidae. Gene Ontology annotation, cellular component: nucleus.
AUGGCUUACAUGAAUCCAGUAUAUGAUCGUAUCAAAACCUUUGAAUGUGACAAGUGUCAAAAAUCAUUUAGACAUAAAGGAGAUCUCAAAAUUCACAUUAUUCGAGUUCAUGACAAACCCUUCAAGUGUCACAUUUGUUAUAAAUCAUUUGGAUACAAACAUGUUCUCAAAGGUCACAUGAAUGCUAUACAUAUCAGUAUUCAUGGUCCUAGCGAACCCUUUGAAGUUAAAAUUUAUCAUAAAUCUUUUGGAUAUCAGAAUAAUCCCAAAGGACACAUGAGUACAGUACAUAAAAAGAGCAAACCCUUUGAAUGCACCAUUUGUACCAAAUCAUUUGUAGAAAAAGGUAUCCUGGAAAGACAUAUAAAUGAAGUACAUAAUAGUAUCAAACCCUUCGAAUCUCAUGAUCGUAGCGAACCCUUUGAAUAUAAAAUUUGUCAUAAAUUAUUUGGAGAAAAGGGUACCCUCGAUCGUCAUGUGAAAGCAGUACAUAAUAGUGCCAAACCCUUCGAAUGUUAUCUCAAAAUUCACAUGAAAUUCGUACAUGAUCAUAGAAAACCCUUUGAAUGUAAGACAUGUCAUAAAUCAUAUGGAGAAAAGGAGACCCUCGAUCGUCAUGUGAAAGCAAUACAUAAUAGUACCAAACCCUUCGAAUGUUAUCUCAAAAUUCACAUGAAAUUCGUACAUGAUCAUAGAAAACCCUUUGAAUGUAAGACAUGUCAUAAAUCAUAUGGAGAAAAGGAGACCCUCGAUCGUCAUGAAAAAGCAGUACAUAAUAGUAUCAAAUCCUCUGAAUGUAAGAUCUGUGACAAAUCAUUUCCAUCGAACAGUCUCCUCGAAUAUCACAUAAAUUCAGAUCAUGAUCGGAGCAAACUCGUCGAGGAUGAAGAUCGAUAUGGUUACUUCAGGCAACACUUUUUUAAUAAGAAAAAAGUGUUGACACCUAACUGCAUGUACUGUGGACACGAACGAGACGACGCUGAACAUACGUUUUUCCACUGUGUUAAGUGGACAGCUCGGCGUCAGGAACUAGAGUCUAUUUACGGAGUACUCACGCCAGACAACAUCAUCGGCGUGAUGCUCCAAGACAAGGAAACAUGGACAACUUUUGUGGUCUUCAUCGAAACUGUUCUUAAGCGUAAGAAAGCUGAUGGAUGUCUGAGGGAUAAAUAA